GCGGGGAGCGCCCUGGCGGCGGCCGCCCGUUCGCCGCUCGCGGCUCGCAGGUUCCAUUGAGAAAAGCUGAGCGGCGGCGGCGGCGUCUGCGCCGAAGCAGAGAAGCCGCCACCAGCCCGCCGCCCGCCGGGCAGUCCGCGCGCCCGAGCGCAGGGCCGUGGCCUCGGGCCUCCGCGGCGGCGCCGGCGGCCCACGCGCGGCGCGGCGGGCUGGGGGCGCGGGCCAAGGCAGCCGUGGAGCCCACGGGCCGGGGGCAUGAGCCGCCCCGCCACCCCGCCGCGCCCCUGCCGCCCGCCGCCGCCCGCCAGGGGCUAGAGGCGGCCGCCGCGAGGGCGCACGGCGCCGGAGACAUGUCCAGGAGGAAACAGAGCAAUCCCCGGCAGAUCAAGCGUUCCCUCAGAGACAUGGAGGCCGGAGAAGAAGCCAAGGGCAUGGACAUCAGCCCCAUGGAACAGGAAGCCACAGCCCCAGAGGCCCCAGCCAUAGAGGAGCCCCCAAGUCCACCCAGAGAAGAUGUGAGCCUACCUACAGUGUCGGCACCCCCUGAGUCUCCAGACGAUCCUGAGGAUGUGGAGGGACAAGAGUUGGAGAUGAGGCCCCAGGAUGAGAAGAAAGAGGAAAAGGAAGAAGAGUCAGCCAUGGCUAGUCCCUGGAGUGGCCCAGAGGAGCUGGAACUGGCACUGCAGGACGGGCAGAGGUGUGUGCGGGCCCGACUGAGCCUCACUGAGGGUCUGUCCUGGGGCCCAUUCUACGGGAGCAUUCAGACCAGAGCUUUAUCCCCUGAGAGAGAAGAACCGGGCCCGGCACUGACCCUGAUGGUGGAUGAGAGCUGCUGGCUAAGGAUGCUGCCCCAGGCCCUAACUGAAGAAGAAGCUAACUCCGAGAUCUACAGGAAGGAUGAUGCCCUCUGGUGCAGGGUUACCAAAGCAGUGCCUUCUGGUGGACUACUACACGUGCUCCUUGUGGCCGAGCCCCACGGUACUCCCAAACACCCUGUGCAGGAGCCAGAGGAAGCUGGAAGCUCAGGUCCAGUGCACACCGACAUCCAGCUGCUGCCCCAGCAGGCUGGUAUGGCGUCCAUCCUUGCUACUGCAGUCAUCAACAAGGACGUCUUCCCCUGCAAAGACUGCGGGAUCUGGUACCGCAGUGAGCGGAACCUGCAAGCCCACCUGCUCUACUACUGUGCCAGCCGCCAGCGGGCCAGCUCCCCUGUCUCAGCGACUGAAGAGAAGCCCAAGGAAACCUACCCCAACGAGCGCAUCUGCCCCUUCCCCCAGUGCCGGAAGAGCUGCCCCAGCGCCAGCUCGCUGGAGAUCCACAUGCGCAGUCACAGCGGAGAGCGCCCCUUCGUGUGCCUCAUCUGCCUGUCAGCCUUCACCACCAAGGCCAACUGUGAACGCCAUCUCAAGGUGCACACGGACACACUCAGCGCGUGGCCUACAGGUGUCUGUCACAACUGUGGCUUCAUAUCCACCACAAGGGACAUCCUCUACAGCCACCUGGUGACCAACCACAUGGUGUGCCAGCCAGGCUCCAAGGGUGAGAUCUACUCACCAGGGGCUGGACACCCAGCAGCCAAACUUCCUUCAGACAGCCUGACAGGCUUCCAACAGCAUUCGCUGAGGCACAGUCCCCUGGUUCCCGCUGACAAGGCACCCACCCCAUCCUCAGGACUGGACAGUAAAGCCUUGGCCGAAGUCACCAACGGAGAGACCAGAGUGCCCCCCCAAAAUGGGGGCAGCAGCGAGUCCCCUGCAGCCCCCAGGACCAUCAAAGUGGAAGCUGCAGAGGAACCUGAAGCCGCCCGUGCCUCAGGUCCGGGAGAGCCAGGUCCCCAGGCUCCGUCUCGGACGCCUUCACCACAUAGCCCCAAUCCAGUCAGGGUGAAGGCAGAACUGUCCAGCCCCACGCCUGGCUCUAGCCCUGGGCCGGGAGAACUAACAAUGGCCGGGACGCUCUUCCUGCCACAAUAUGUGUUCGGUCCGGACGCGGGCACAACCACUGUCCCUGCAGCACCACAGGCUUCGGAGAUCCUGGCCAAGAUGUCUGAGUUGGUACACAACCGGCUACAGCAGGGCGCAGGGAGCUCCGGAGUGGCGGGAACGCCCACAGGCCUCUUCCCGGGGACUAAGGGCGCCACGUGCUUUGAAUGCGAGAUCACCUUUAACAAUAUCAACAACUUCUAUGUGCACAAGCGUCUCUACUGCUCGGGCCGCCGCGCGCCCGAGGACCCGCCCGCUGUGCGCAGACCCAAAGCAGCCACAGGCUCGGCCCGCGCGCCUGCAGGUGUCGCUGCAGAGCCAGACCCGCCACGCUCAUCGCCCGGGCCCGGGCCACGAGAGGAAGAGGCGAGUGGCGCGACCACUCCUGAGGCCGAGACUGCGGGCCGGGGCAGCGAGGGCAGCCAGAGCCCGGGCAGCUCGGUAGACGAUGCAGAGGACGAUCCCAGCCGCACGCUGUGCGAGGCCUGCAACAUCCGGUUUAGCCGCCACGAAACCUACACUGUGCACAAGCGCUACUACUGCGCCUCACGCCACGACCCUCCGCCGCGCCGGCCACCCGUACCCACGCCGGCUCCGGGACCCGCGGCUCCCGCGCUGACAGCUCCGCCCGUGCGCACGCGCCGGCGUCGCAAACUGUACGAGCUGCCCGCAGCCGGUGCCCCGCCCCCAGCAGCAGGGCCGGCCCCGGUGCCGGUUGUAUCCUCCCCUACGGCGGAGCUGCCCUCUUCUCCCAGACCCGCGAGCGCGAGCGCUGGCCCAGCCCCCACGCCCUCUCCGGGCCCAGUCCCCGACGGCCCCAUUGACCUGAGCAAGCGGCCGCGUCGCCAGACCCCGGAUACACCUACUGCUCUGCCCGCGCUGGCCGACUACCACGAGUGUACCGCGUGUCGCGUAAGCUUCCACAGCCUCGAAGCUUACCUGGCUCAUAAGAAGUACUCGUGCCCCGCCGCACCUUUGCGCACCACCGCCCUCUGCCCCUACUGCCCGCCCAACGGGCGCGUUCGCGGCGACCUGGUCGAGCAUUUGCGCCAGGCACACGGCCUGCAGGUGGCCAAGCCCGCGGCCAGCCCAGGCGCUGAGCCCCGCACAGCUGCGGAGCGUGCUCCGCGCGACAGCCCAGACGGCCGCGCACCGCGCUCUCCUUCCCCUGCUCCCGAGAACACGCCUUCUGACCAGGCCGAUCAAGGCGCUCGGACAUCCUGCAAGGGCCCGCCUGCGCCCGCUCCUGCACCGGGUGGUGGUGGCGGCCACCGCUACUGCCGCCUGUGCAACAUCAGGUUCAGCAGUCUGUCCACCUUCAUCGCACACAAGAAGUAUUACUGCUCUUCUCACGCUGCCGAGCACGUAAAGUGAGACUGUGGGGCCGCACCACCGGGACCCUUGACACUUAAUAAAGACGUUCAGUGUGCUAA
Molecule: messenger RNA, 3415 nt
Organism: Rattus norvegicus (Norway rat)
Lineage: Eukaryota; Metazoa; Chordata; Mammalia; Rodentia; Muridae
Source: RefSeq, a predicted model, not a curated record